AUGAUAGUGCUCCGGAACCUUGGCCCGUGGGCCCCUGCACCGGGGCACCCCUCCAACGGCCCCUCAAAGCUCUUACCCCACCAUGCCUGCCUAACUCUAUCAAUGACAACCACCCAAGAGCUCACCUCAGCUCCUACAGCUCCACGGCUUGACGAUCAACAACCAACGUCGAGAAGCACAAGCUCAGAUACCCACCCGCCUCCCGCCGCAUCACUCCCAAGAUCAUAUUUCACACCAACAGAUCACGCACAGCUUGACAUACACACAUCAGCACACAUCGAAACCAUGGCGCCCUCGCAAAAGGUCGCCGAGCGGCUCGCCCAAGCCGAUUCGGUACCCGGGGACAAGGCCCCGGCCUACGAGUCCAUCAUCGCCGACAUCAAGACCCUCUCGUCCCCUCCGACAGCCGCGUCCGACCUCAACGCCGUCCUUGACGCAAUCUUCGCCGCCUCCCUCGGCAUCGUCUCCACCCGCACCCUGCUCGCCUCCUUCGUCACCGCCCUCCGCGGCCUCCAAAACGACGACCUCUGGAUCGCCGUCGGCAACCACACCCUCGCCCAGCUCGCCACCCAGCCCUCCUCCUUCCUCAACCAGGCCGCCGCCGUCCGCGAGCUCGUCGCCGAGGCCCACGAGAGCGCCGAAGACUUUCUCGACGCCGCCAACGUCCUCGCCGAGAUCCCCCUCGACGGCUCCCAGCGCAAAGUCACAAACGACGACAAGGCCCGCGUCUGGGUCCGCAUCGCCCGCAACUACCUCGAGGUCGACGACACCACCGCCGCCGAGACGUACGUCAACAAGCUCAAGAACAUCAUGCACACCGUCCAGGACCGCGACCUCGACCUCCACUUCAAGCUCUCCAUGGCACGCAUCCUCGACUCGCAGCGCAACUUCCUCGGCGCCAGCGGCCGCUACCACGAGAUCAGCGUCAGCCCCGCCAUCGCAGAGGAGGAGCGCCUGCACACCCUCGGCAUGGCCGUCAAGUGCGCCAUCCUCGCCCCCGCCGGUCCCAUGCGGAGCCGCGCCCUCGGCCGGCUAUACAAGGACGAGCGCUCCGCGGGACUCGACGAGCACGGCAUGCUGGAGAAGAUGUUCUUCGACCGCCUGCUCGCCCCGGAGGAAGUGGACAAGUUCGCUCAGGGCCUGCAGCCGCACCAGCUCGCCACCACGGCCGACGGAUCCACCGUACUGGCAAAGGCCGUCGUCGAGCAUAACCUGCUCGGCGCAUCGAGGCUGUACCGCAAUAUUGGCUUUGAGGCGCUCGGCUCCCUGCUCGGCCUGGACGCCGAAAAGGCCGAGGAGACGACGGCGCGCAUGAUUGAGCAGGGCCGAUUGCUCGGCCGGAUCGACCAGCUCGACGAGGUGAUUUGGUUCGAGGGCGGCGAGGCGUCUGGGAAGAAGGGCAGCGGGCGCGCCGAGGUCGUCGUUGGCAAGGAGAUGCGGAGGUGGGAUGCGAAUGUGCAGAGCGUAGCCGAGGAGGUUGAGAACGUGACCAAUGCUCUGCAGAAACAGUUUCCCGAAUUCGUGGAAGCCAACUUGGUCAUUUGA
Molecule: messenger RNA, 1545 nt
Organism: Colletotrichum lupini
Lineage: Eukaryota; Fungi; Ascomycota; Sordariomycetes; Glomerellales; Glomerellaceae
Product: PCI domain-containing protein
Exons: 3
Coding region: 1-1545 (514 amino acids)
Cellular component (GO): cytosol; COP9 signalosome
Source: RefSeq, a predicted model, not a curated record